CCUUAAUUAUAAAAGCCUAGCAGCCACGCCAAUUCUGGCUGGUCUCUCCAGGUCGCCGCACUCGCUCAUCGUAACGGCGCGUUGGUCUGAGCCAUCUUGCGUUAUUCUGCGGCAAACGGUUGUCGGCGGAGAUGACGGCACCGGCCGUGGCCGCGUCGGUGGUGCACGAGGUUCUGGGCUGGAGAGCCCAGGAGAUCGAUAAGCCCAUCAUCGACUAUAUAAUUAACGUCCUCGCCGACGAGGACUUUGACUUCGGCACCAACGGAGACGGAGCAUACGAGGCUAUCGGCGAGCUCCUUGUUGACUCCGGAUGCGUAGGGGACCCCUCUGAGGGACGCUCGGUCUGCAAUAAGCUGUCAGAGAAGUUUGGCAAACAUGGAUUGGCAAAACCUAAGCUGGCUGUGCGAAGCCUUGCUACACCUGUGCGAAUGUACGAAGGAAUGGAUGAAGAUGUAACUCCCAAAAAAGAAACAGAGGCUCUUGAAGGACCUAUACUUUCUGAGCGUGAUCGUGCAAAGAUAGAAAGAAGAAAGAGGAAAGAGGAGAGACAAAGAGAGGCCCAAUAUCAAAUGCAUUUGGCAGAGAUGGAAGCUAUUAAAGAAGGUAUGCCUGUUGUAUGUGUUAAUCAUGAUAGUGAAAGUGGGGCAGCUAUCAAGGAUAUUCAUAUGGAGAACUUCACUGUUUCUGUUGGUGGUCGUGAUCUCAUUAAAGAUUGUUCGGUGACCCUUUCAUUUGGAAGACACUAUGGUCUUGUUGGAAGAAAUGGUACUGGUAAAACUUCCUUCCUGAGGCAUAUGGCCUUGCAUGCAAUCGAGGGUAUCCCAAGGAACUGUCAAAUUCUACAUGUAGAACAAGAAGUUGUUGGUGAUGAUACCUCAGCAUUGCAGUGCGUUCUUAAUUCUGAUAUUGAGAGGAUUCAGCUGUUGGAAGAAGAAGCUAGUCUACUUGCCCAACAGAGGGAUUUUGAAUAUGAAGCAGAGAUGGGGACAAAAGAUGCGAAGCUCAUAGGGAAUGAUAAGGAUGCCAUUGGAAAAAGACUUGAGCAGAUAUAUAAAAGACUUGAAUACAUUGAUGCUUAUUCAGCAGAAUCUCGUGCAGCUUCAAUUCUAGCGGGCCUUAGCUUCACUACAGAAAUGCAGAAACGACCCACAAAAGCUUUUUCUGGUGGAUGGCGUAUGCGCAUAGCCCUCGCACGUGCCUUAUUUAUUGAGCCUGAUUUGCUAUUGCUUGAUGAACCUACGAACCAUCUGGACCUUCAUGCUGUAUUGUGGCUGGAGACGUACCUUACGAAAUGGCCAAAGACAUUUAUUGUAGUUUCUCAUGCCAGAGAGUUUUUAAAUACGGUAGUUACGGAUAUCCUCCAUUUGCAUGGGCAAACCUUGAUUACAUACAAAGGAGACUAUGACACAUUUGAGAGGACUAGGGAGGAGCAGAUCAAAAAUCAACAGAAGGCAUUUGAGACUAAUGAAAAGGCCAGGGCUCAUAUGCAGGCAUUUAUUGACAAGUUCCGUUAUAAUGCAAAGCGUGCAUCACUUGUGCAGUCCAGAAUUAAGGCAUUGGAUCGAAUGGGUCAUGUGGAUCAAGUCAUUAAUGACCCAGACUAUAAAUUUGAGUUCCCAACACCAGAUGAUCGACCUGGUCUACCAAUUAUAAGUUUCAGUGAUGCGUCAUUUAGUUAUCCAGGAGGACCUACCUUGUUCAAGAAUUUGAAUUUUGGCAUAGACCUGGACAGCCGCAUAGCAAUGGUUGGCCCAAAUGGCAUCGGCAAGUCAACUAUACUCAAACUAAUAGCUGGAGAACUUCAACCGACUUCUGGAACUGUUUUUCGUUCAGCGAAGGUUCGAAUGGCUGUGUUCAGUCAACAUCAUGUUGAUGGUCUUGAUUUAUCUUCAAAUCCUCUAUUGUAUAUGAUGCGCUGUUACCCUGGAGUACCUGAACAGAAACUAAGAGCGCACUUGGGUUCUUUUGGUGUCACUGGCAACCUUGCACUUCAACCGAUGUAUACUUUGUCAGGUGGUCAGAAGAGCAGAGUUGCAUUUGCAAAGAUCACCUUCAAGAAGCCACAUAUAAUUCUUCUAGAUGAGCCAUCAAACCAUCUUGAUCUAGAUGCAGUCGAGGCACUCAUUCAAGGCCUGGUUCUUUACCAAGGCGGGGUUUUAAUGGUGAGCCAUGAUGAACAUCUUAUCUCAGGAAGUGUGGGUGAGCUAUGGGUUGUUUCAGAGGGCAGGGUCACACCUUUUGCCGGCUCUUUCAGUGAUUAUAAGAAAAUGCUCAGGGCCUCGGGGCAUUAAAUUUCUGUAUAACCUCUAAAUAUUUCACUUGCACAUAGCACAUUAGAGGAAGUUCACUGAGCAAAAAUCCAUCCAUUACAUAGUUGAGGUGAUUUUCUGACACUUUUAUAGUGUUAAAAUAUGCAACCAUUUAUGAGGAUUAGAUGUUUAUGGCUUUAUCCGGGAUAGCUUUCUUAAUGUUUUAUAAA
Molecule: messenger RNA, 2479 nt
Organism: Dendrobium catenatum
Lineage: Eukaryota; Viridiplantae; Streptophyta; Magnoliopsida; Asparagales; Orchidaceae
Product: ABC transporter F family member 3
Exons: 18
Coding region: 132-2291 (719 amino acids)
Molecular function (GO): ATP binding; ATP hydrolysis activity
Source: RefSeq, a predicted model, not a curated record